GGAGGGAGCAUUUGUCUUGCAUUUGUACGUGUGCGGCGUGCGCUUUUGGAUGUGGGAGACCCUCCAAGAGUUCCUCAGCAGGUCGUAAAAACCACUUGGACGCCCUCUGAACUGCUUAUUCGGACAGUAUUACUUUCCACCAUCAUGCACUGUUAGUCCCUUGCUCAGACGGGUCCCAAAUUACAUUGGUGCCACAUUCAGCAGCUAGCAUUGCAUCGGCGUGACCUUGCCAAAUGGCGCCCGAGGGGGUCGAGAUUGCAGCAGCAGUUGCUGCUCUUGCGACAUUCUCAAUUGAGGAUGAACAGCCGAGCCCCAACGGGCUGGCAGAUCCAGUAACGGUCGACAAGUCCAGCUUCAGCAGCGCCACCGGCUUUGCUGAUGUUCCGGCAUUCAAGCUGGCCCUGACAGAGGACGUUCAUGGCUUGAACCAACUCGACGCACUGGUCGCACAAGGCCACGCUCUGCUGACGUCACUGUACACCUACCGAAGCUGUGUGAAGGUCGUUCCACAGGUGCCGCCAGAUCCGCAACUCUACGAAGCGACCUUUGCAAUCCUCCGAGUUGAGGUGGAGCGCAUCAUGACCGUACAUACGUUCCAGGCGAGCGCCGCGCGCCAAUUAUGUAUUGACAUGCAGCGCUUCUCGCACCCGGGCCGGCACAUCAACGGCCCGUCUGUGGCGCACAAGUGGCUGAUGCUGCGCCUGCUGGACGCGCUUCUCCUACUGGACUGUGUGAAGAACUCCAAGCCCAGCCUGGCCACCGACUUCGCCUGGUACAAGGGCCUAUUCGCACAGGUCUCCAACGCGCCUGACGCCGUCAACCCCGAGGCGGACAACCACGACCUGCUACAGGUGUUCUUAACCACUCGCUUCAGCAUUCUCAAAAACUUGAGGGCCGAGCUGGGAAGGCUAGCUAGUUACGACGACAUUCUGACGGACCUCCUCGUCUUCUGCCUGGACACCCUGGAAGCCGAGCGUCCGCCUCCGAGCCGCUCGCGCAACCUCAUAGGCUAUGACAGGCACGUGCUGCUACGGGCAGUCCCCACGCUUCUAGUCUUGGCCACGCCGACUGAGAGACAAGGCGACAAGCUUGGGAGGCGGUUGCACCCAACGAGAUGCCAAGCACUCUUUCGGCGUUGGCCGGUCGUUCCCGCGUUUUGGGACCUCCCCCUCACGCCCGCCGCUGUCGUCAUGGAGCUAUCCCCCUACUUCGACCGCCUCGCUGACUUCAAGCGCUUCGACGUGCGCCCUCCGGAAGACGACAAGUCCCUAGCGGAAGCGCAAAUGCGAUAUUUGCUCGUGUACAAAGCGCGCGAUCUCGCGAUCGCCCACGACGAGUUUUGCUGCCGGCUCGGCGCCGCAGUCAAUCAGAUUCGGCUUCUCGGCGAUACCCCGCCGCCCCCUUCCCUCUGCUCCACCGUCGUGAACCUGACCCUGGAGGGCCUUGCUUUCCUGACGGACUGCGCGCUGGCAGUCUGCGAGCAGAGUGCCUGGAAGUACGCACAUAUCGCCCACAGGGCCCCAGUGCGAGACCCGAAGCGAGCGAAAGACCUGACGGACUACGAGCGCGCGGUGCAAUGUAACUACGCGCCGGAGGAGAAAACGGCGCUGCUUAGGGUGAUCGGUUUCCUGAAAGGCGUCGGGCGUGCCCUUGAACAGUCCCUGAAUCUUCUCUCGCCGCUUAUCUUCGCCGGCAUCUACCUGGACAUCCAAAACCUGGUCCAAGAAACGGUCCACAUGGGGGCGUAUAACAGAAAGGGCGACGUGGCGCUCUUAUUGGAGCAGCUGCGGGCCGUGCUGGGCGAGUUCACACCAGACGGCCGAGCUCUGGUGAACAACGGUGUGAAAGUGCCCGCGGUGGAGGUGCGGCGGGUACGGCCGUCGGCUGCGCAGAUGUACGCCAUUCAAUUCCUGAUGGAAGAGCUCGUCGCCGGAACGACCCCCUCCUCCAGCGCCCCGUCAAACGACCCCCCCAAGGAGUUGCUGCGGUGGCAAAAGCGCUUCCUGCGCCUCCCACACGCGCUUGACGUGAAAGCCCAUUUGAUACGUCUGACUGACGUCAGCGAGCUGUGGUACCGGGAGUUCUUCCUAGAAAGAGCAGGAACUGUUCAGUUUCCUAUCGACUGCUCCCUCCCUUGGAUCCUCGCCUCCCACUCCCUCACCUCCGGCAACCCGUCACUGGUCGACAACGUGCUGCUGCCGUUCGACAUCUAUAACGACGCUGGCAACACCGCGCUCUACACGUUCAAGCAGCGGCAUCUGUACGACGAAGUAGAAGCAGAGAUCGACCUGUGCUUCGACCAAGCGGUUUACAAGUUCGGCGAGCACGCGUUCCGGUGGUUCAAGCGGGAAGCCGCCCGCCAGAUCCUGGAUCCGGCCGUGCUAGCGGCAGCGGAGCGGCUGACCAGCGUAGAGGAGACCGGAAACGACGAAGCGGAGCGGCCCCCGAUUCGGCCGCGCUACUUCGGGCUGUUCAAGCAGAGUCACGUGCAGUUGUUGGGACGUUCCGUGGACGUGACGUCACUCCUGCGCCAGCGCGUCAGCCGGCUGUUUCGGGAGAACGUCGAGUUCCUUCUCGAGCGGCUAGAGGCCACGGGGCUCUGCAGAUUCUUGGAGCACGCAACGCUGAUGAGAAUCCUCGAGCGGGCGCAUGCGCUUCUGUCCAAGGAGCUGUGUCUGGACGAGUUUGCGCUGAUCCUGGCGGAGGGGAACGAGACCGUCAGCAUGACGUCAUUCAGCAGCAGGAUUGGAACCCAGGUGUGGUCCGACCUCCAAACCGACCUCCUCCCUUCCUUCCUCUUCAACUCCGCCACUCAGCGCUUCGUCUCCUCCCCGGGCCACAUCCGAACGCUCCGGCCGCCCAUGCCGCACGCGCAGCCCCACUUUCUAGCGGGGGGCCCAGUCGAAAACGCCGCCGCGGCCCAGCUAGCGGAUCUUUCGGCGCAAUUUGUGGGGGGCGCUCACAUCGACGCUGUUGUGGAGGCGCUCGGAAAGCAGGGCCUGCCGUGGCUGGUGCAUCAAGCGAGCGCGCAUCUGGACCACUUGGUGACCGUCGCCUUACCGAGCCACGCCCGGCCCCUUUUCUCCCACAUUCCGGUUCCGUUCCGUCCGCCCAGAAAAACCGGAAUGUCAAUUGAGAUCCUUUCUGGCCCGGAAGCCUGGCUGGCGCCGCUGCUGGUGCAUCCCAACUUGGAGGGCGCUUUGCAAGUGUUGAAAGAGAUUGGGAAUCUUUUGGCGUUCGUAUCGCUGUUGGACGAAGCAGUGCAAACCAAGGAGACGCGGCAAGUGUUAUGCACGGCGCCCUUCAUUGGAGUCGUCCCGGGGCGGGAGGGCCAGCUGCAGCAACUAGUGGGGCGGGACGAGUCCGCCGGGGCGCCGAUCACUGGGCUCAUCGACCGGGCACUCGCGAGCGUUACCGAGCAGCUGAGUGCGGAAAGCGCGGUGGCUGCGCAACAAAGCAGCAGGGGUUCGCGGAUAGCGGAAACGGUGUACUGGAGCUGUGUAUCAGCGGGCAGUCUGGUGGCCCACUUUCUGGUUCAGCUGCGGGGCCUCCUAGAGCCGUUUCAAACCGACUGGGCGCCCCCGCUGGGCAGCGGCCGCGCUGACUUCGCGCACCUGUAUGCGGCGCUUCACCUGGCUCUCUGCCUGCCCGUACGGAACGGCCCCCCUCAGCCCCGCUGGUCCGGAUUGGGCGACAGCGUGACACUUGGCGGCUUAUCAUUGGUGCACUGCCUCGGGCUGACGUGGCGGUGGAACCUGGCCGACCUGACCCGGGGGCUCGCGCGGCAGGGGGUUGCAGGGGCGCUCGGCAACCGGAGGGGGUCGGGGGGGCCGAAAGCGAGGGACGCUGCGGCGGUGGUCGAGACGGUGGUGCACCUGGCGCGUGUUAGCCAGCGGAGUCUCACGUUCCUCGCGACGCACGGGCCGUCCGAGAUGGCCCUCCAAACGGCUUCUGGGCGUCCUUCGUCACCUGACGGAACUGGCGGGGCCGUGUCCACACCUAUAACUCCAAAAGGCCUUUCAACUCCUGUAACCCCUAGAACCCCGUCGAGUGUUGUAAAUAUAACGCCACGCGCGCACUGAUUGACGAUGCUACUAAUCAUCUCUAAUGAAAACGGUUAAUCAAGAGCCGGAGUGGCCGGUCGACUUAGUAUACCCGUGCCUAGCUGGAAAUGUCCUGUUCGACGUAGUUUCAAAGUUGUGAAGCCGAACCCGAUCGGUAAUGAACAGGCCUGAUCAAGGCCAAUCGCAUGAGGAUCACCGCAGUAAGCGUCACAGAGCACUUUUCUCCUGCACGAAGCUAGCCGUCGAAUCCUUGUCAAUUCGUACAUGGGACUCAAGUAUGUAAUGAUCUUAGCACUCAAUCAUACUCAAUUCUUUGAG
Messenger RNA from Klebsormidium nitens, 4382 nucleotides. The record is from the annotation of a GenBank genome assembly. NCBI's taxonomy places the organism in Eukaryota, Viridiplantae, Streptophyta, Klebsormidiophyceae, Klebsormidiales, Klebsormidiaceae.